GAGAUUUCUCCAUACUUCUCCCAAACUGUAGUUUCUGGUGUUUUAGGUCUCACCAAAAAAGGCUUUCUCUGCUGCUUUCUUCGUUGCUUUGCUUUGCUUUGCUUCUUCUUCAGUUUUCUUCUAAUCUUUUCUGCUUACUAGAAAAAAAAAACCGUAUUCCAUUUCUGUUGAUUCCGAUCUCCUCAUUGCCGGAAACUAUGAGUUCUCCGACUGGUCUCUGGUGAACUCUUUUUUUCAUGCAUGAUCGUUGCUUUCAGAGUUCUCAUCCUCCAUGGCUACCUCUCAAGGUUUUGGCGCCAACGGGUUCGUUUUGGUGAGGAUUCUGAAUAAAGGAAUUUUCUUUUAAGUUCUUUCGAAGAAGCCGUCUCUUCUCUCUGUUACGUCGUAAAUAGUUAUCAUCAGGUUUUGUGGAGUUCAAAAACGGCUUUGCUAUUUGGAGUAUUGGAUGUCAAAAGAAAUGAAAGGAGGUUUGUGUUUUAUCCAUUGCUCGUUGGAGAGGAUUUGAAGCAGCACUACCGCUGCCCAGGUCCUGUCAAUGGACACAUACUCCUCUGGAGAAGAACUCGUUAUUAAGACUAGGAAGCCUUAUACUAUUACAAAACAACGUGAAAGAUGGACCGAAGAGGAGCAUAAUAGGUUCCUAGAGGCCUUGAAGCUCUAUGGACGAGCUUGGCAACGCAUUGAAGAACACAUAGGAACAAAGACUGCUGUGCAGAUCAGGAGUCAUGCUCAAAAGUUCUUUUCAAAGGUCAAUUGGUGCCUUCUUGCUUAUGCUUAUAUUCAAUUUGGAGAAGGAGGCACUCGCAAAAGGUGUUCCAAUAGGUCAAGCUCUUGACAUAGAAAUUCCACCUCCACGCCCUAAAAGAAAACCAAGCAACCCUUAUCCUCGAAAGAUAGGUGCUGCUACCACAGCACAGGUUGGAGCAAAGGAUGGAAAAUCUGAAACACCAUUAUCUUCUUUGCGUUGCAAACAAGUAUUGGACUUGGAGAAAGAACCACUUCCAGAGAGACCUAAUGGAGAUGAAAAGCCUAUAAAUCUGAAAGACAAUCAAGAUGAUAGUUGCUCUGAGGUUUUUACCCUUCUCCAUGAAGCAAACUGCUCUUCUGUGUCUUCCGUGAACAAGAAUUCUAUACCAACAUCAGCAGCACUCAGAAACUCUUGCACUUUUAGGGAGUUUGUACCUUCACUAAAAGAGACAAUUCAGGAUAAUGGUACAAGUAAGGCUUCAAACUUGGAUAAUUCUUGCACUUCACAUGAGAAAGCAGCUCAAGGCCAGAAAAAAGAUGAUGUGGGUGGUGGUUUACGUGCAGAUGAGACGCAAGCCACUCAAAAUUAUCCUAGGCAUGUUGCUGUGCAUGUCUUAGAUGGAAGCCUGGGAACAGGUGCUCAAAAUCCUUCCCUGGAUAUGCCAUUUCAGGAUUCUGUAUUUCACCCUAUGGGAGAUGUUCAUGGACAAACUAACCUGUUUGCAAAUCCAGCUGCAUCUGCUACUACUGAACAUCAGAAUAAUGCACCAAGAUCUACUCAUCAGGCAUUUCCAACUUUUCAUCCUCCCUUUACACAUGUUUGCCCCAAUCCAGAGGACUAUCGAUCAUUUCUACAUGUCUCCUCCACUUUUUCCAGUCUCAUUGCAUCUACUUUGUUACAGAAUCCGGCUGCUCAUGCUGCAGCAAGCUUUGCCGCUACAUUUUGGCCAUAUGCAAAUGUUGAUAGUUCUGCUGAUUCUCCUGCAUGCAGCCAAGGAGGUUUUCCAUCUAGACAAAUGAACCCUGCUCCAAGUAUGGCUGCUAUUGCUGCUGCAACUGUAGCAGCUGCCACUGCAUGGUGGGCUGCCCAUGGACUGCUUCCUUUAUGUGCUCCUCUGCACACUGGCUUUACCUGUGCUCUUGCAUCCGCUGCUGCAGUUCCUCCAAUGGAUAAUGAGCAAGCUCCAGCUACAAAGAUGGAAAGAAAAGAUAAUAAUGAUCAAGAUCUAUCCAUGCAGGAUCAACAACUGGACCCUGAAUACUCUGAAGCUUUGCAAGCUCAACAUUCAGCAUCUAAAUCACCUACUUCAUCAUCAUCAGACUCUGAAGCGUGUGGAGAUGCAAAAGUAAAUACUGGAGUGAAAGCAGCCGAUGAUGAGAAGGCAGCAGCAGUAACUGAGCCUCAGGAUGCAAAUAAAACAAAAAACAGAAAACAAGUUGAUCGGUCCUCAUGUGGUUCCAAUACACCUUCAAGUAGUGAGGUGGAGACCGAUGCGUUAGAAAAAUAUGAGAAAGACAAGGAAGAUGCAAAAGGAGCUGAUGCAAAUCAUCCACAAGUUGAGUGUUGUAAUCGUCGUGGUAGAAGCUGUAGCAACCCGAGUGAUUCUUGGAAGGAAGUGUCUGAAGGGUAUCUUUUUGGUCAGGGGCGACUGGCUUUUCAAGCCCUCUUCUCCCGGGAGGUACUGCCACAAAGCUUUUCUCCUCCACACGACGGCAAGAACAAGGGGCAGCAAAAGGACAAUGUAGAGGAUGACAAACAAAAUUCAGAUGAGAAAGACGGAGCUACAUCAGCUUUAGACCUCAACAGCCAGACAGUGCGAUCUUGUUCUUACCGUCAAGGGGUUGAGAAAAAUGGUUUGUCAAGAGGUGAGGACAUUGUGGGAGAGGGCCUGCUGACAAUUGGACUGGAACAUGCAAAGCUUAAGGCCCGCCGAACAGGAUUUAAACCGUACAAAAGGUGUUCUGUGGAAGCCAAGGAAAACAAAGUGAUGAACGCCGGCAGUCAAGGUGAAGAGAAAGGUCCCAAGAGGAUACGCUUGGAAGGGGAAGCUUCAACUUGACUUGCGCUAUUGCAUGCAAUUAACCAAGGAAAUAUGUUGUUGCGUGCAAUUUCUAAUUGUCCCCCCUUAUCUUAUUUCCUUUCAUGUUUAAUUUUAAGACUUGCAGCUCACGAGACUUUUCGUGUAGGUGUGUGUACUAUAUGUCUACAUUGACUUAUUUACUUUCCUGGACCAUGCACAACUGCAGUUAAAAACUCCUUUGAAAUAGACUUAGAUAAGAAGCAUUAAGUAAUGAAUGGCCCUUGAUUUGGCCUCUUUUCUCCAAA
This is a messenger RNA of Theobroma cacao (cacao), 3073 nucleotides long. The record is from RefSeq and is a predicted model, not a curated record. NCBI's taxonomy places the organism in Eukaryota, Viridiplantae, Streptophyta, Magnoliopsida, Malvales, Malvaceae.